This is a messenger RNA of Sceloporus undulatus (fence lizard), 2061 nucleotides long. It is a transcript of the gene ATP6AP1, whose product is annotated as ATPase H+ transporting accessory protein 1. Lineage: Eukaryota; Metazoa; Chordata; Lepidosauria; Squamata; Phrynosomatidae. The coding region runs from base 60 to 1403 and encodes 447 amino acids. The record is from RefSeq and is a predicted model, not a curated record. Gene Ontology annotation, cellular component: proton-transporting V-type ATPase complex. The transcript has 10 exons.
CGCCGGGGACGCAGGAGCAGGGAGCUGUUGAGCGAGAGGGGCAAAGCAGAGAGAGGAAGAUGGCGUUGCGGGAGGUGGCCGGGCUUGUGCUGCUGGGCCUGACGCUGGCGGCGGCGCAGACGGGGCAGGUGCCCUUGCUGGCCUGGUCCAGCCACAGAUCCUUGUGGUCCCCUUUGGCAGCCCCACAUGAGGGACAUGUGGUGACAGAAACUCAACUGGCAGCACUACUGGACUCGGCAUUAGACGGUGGACCUCACAAUGUGUUGCUUUUCCUUCAGGAGAAACUCAGUGUUGAAGAUUUCACCGCCUAUGGAGGGGUAUUCGGAAACAAGCCAGACAGCGCCUUCCCCAACCUAGAGAAUGCGCUAGGUGCAGCUCCCUCCUCCUUAGUGCUUCCCUCUGUGGACUGGUUUGCAGCGAGUGCUGUCCCUGCAUUUUUGAAGGCCAAGUUGGGCAUCUCGCCCCUCCAUGUGGAUCAAAACACCCUUCAGGAGCUGCGGCUCAAUGCCAGCUUACCUGCCUUGCUGUUGAUACGACUGCCAUACACCACUGGUUCAAGUUUGAUGGCCCCAAAAGAAGUUCUAACCAGCAAUGAUGAAAUCCUAGGGCAGGUUCUAAGUGCCCUUCAAUCAGAGGACAUUCCCUAUACUGCUAUCCUGACUGCUUUACGGCCUUCAAGGGUUGUUCGGGAUGUGUCUGAUUUGGCCCCAGAGAGACUGGGCCGACAGUUGCUCCAGAAGGAGACUACAGUUGCACCGGUCCGUUACCCUAAAACUGGGACCCCACAGAUACUCUUCUGGGCCAGCAACUUCUCGGUGGCUAUCAACGACACAUGGCACGACCUUACUAAACUCACAUUUGGAGUCCCUGUUGAUGUGGAGAAGUCUAAAUGGAUGUUCAAUUCUUCUGAGUUAGUACUGAGUUAUCCCGAUGUGGGUGGGCAACCCUUAACAGUCACGUUCAGCAUGACAAACCGCUUCUACUCCGUUUCAGCACGGCACUGGUUUACUGUCCAAACUGUGCAGCUGCACAGGCCUCCAAAUCCCCCAGCAGUCUUCAAUGCCACCCAGAUGACAGCACCCAGCAACUAUUCAUUCAGCUGUGCCCAUGUCAGUAAUCAGCCGGCCUCUGGGGCCAUCUUGGUACCCCACACCAAUGCCCACCACUGGAAGGUGGUGAUAAUGAAUUUUCAGAUCCAGAGCUUCAACGUGACAGGCGAACAAUUCUCCUAUGCCAGUGACUGUGCUGGCUUCUUCUCUCCUGGAAUUUGGAUGGGUUUGCUGACCUCCCUGUUGCUUGUUGCCAUUUUCACCUAUGGCCUCCACAUGGUCAUGAGUCUCAAGACUAUGGACCGUUUUGAUGACCCCAAAGGGCCUACCAUCUCUGUGCCCCAGACCGAGUAGCUCCCUCCUCUUGUAGCCAUACUGGGUUUGUUCUGCUCUUUCCACCCAUUGCCACAUCCUCACAACACAAUCCAUUAGGAUCCUGUUUGGUCCAGCCCCAUAUCUUUUUCUAUCUUCAGGUUCCCUUUCCCAGUAGUUGCUUCCCCGUUAACAUCCCUUUAUCACUUCUUCUGUGCUUCUGAUAUUUUCCCACUACCCCAGCUUCAAAUGAUCCAGUGGAUGUGGUGGAAAUAAGGGGGAUGUGUAGUUUUCCAACGGAUGGAAAAGCAAGUCCUGCAUGAAGUGCAGUGUCUCAGCUGUCUGCCAUGAACUUUGCUGAGGGCAGAACUCUUCAGGGACACAUUGUCAUCCCUUUGGGUUUCCAGUGGAACAAAAGUAGUCUUGCCUUGUAAUGUGGUGUACAUGCUCUCUUACAUUGUUGUGUUAAAUGUCUCUAUCUCACCCAGAUCCUCUUACGUAGUGUUUAGAUGGUCCUUCUCUCUUCCCCCAUUCCUCAGUUAUUUAUUUUAUUUUUUGGUUCUUGUGAUUACUUCUGUUUACAGUGACUCAGUAUUUGGGACUCCGUGCUGCUGUUGUUCAGGGGUGAGUGGGGUUUCCUUCCUAUAACCCCUGCUAUUUCAUCAACUUGAAAGAUGUGAAUAAAUGACAAAUAGUCAAA